Cotesia glomerata is the source of this 2787-nucleotide messenger RNA. Its product is annotated as GDNF-inducible zinc finger protein 1-like. Bases 1043 to 2500 code for a protein of 485 amino acids. Gene Ontology annotation, biological process: regulation of transcription by RNA polymerase II. Gene Ontology annotation, molecular function: protein binding. The transcript is spliced from 6 exons. Gene Ontology annotation, cellular component: nucleus. The record is from RefSeq and is a predicted model, not a curated record. Lineage: Eukaryota; Metazoa; Arthropoda; Insecta; Hymenoptera; Braconidae.
UAUUAUUUUUGGUCCGCUAAAACGGUUCGGUUUAGAUUCAAAGUUAUAUUAUGUAUGUAUACUAUGUGCAUACAUCAUUGCGGCUAAUUAUAGACACCAGGAUACCCAAUUUAAGCACUGUAUAGAGUACCAAAGUAUCGUGUAAUGAACUAUUACUACUACCACUGGCAAUAAUUGUCCAUAAUCUUACAAUAUUAUUACAUAAAUUAUAAAGUAACACCGUCUGAAAACUCUGAAACUUAAACCGUCAUCGUCAUCACCUUCGUAAUCAUUCUAAUUGCUAUUCUCGUGUACCUGCUAUCGAUCAGUUUCUUUUUUCUCUAUUGCUUUAUAUUUUUUUUUCUUUUUGUUCGCUUUCAUUUAAUCCUUGGGCUCAUUACACGACUUGAAAGACUCCACCCAGUCUUUAACAUUAAAUCGCAUGAUUGAGACUGUUAUUUUGUUUACCGUCUUUUCCAACCAAGCUGAUACGGAUAGUAAAGUUUAUAAUACUUUAUACUGUAAAGUAAGGUACAAAAUGAAAGAUAAAUAUAUAAAAGGAGUCAUGAAACUGAAGUGGAGGAAGAAGAAGAAGAAGAAGAAAUAGUAUAAGAAGAAGGUGGAAAAAAAAUAUAGGGCGCUAUGAAAAGUCUAGAGGAUAGACGAAAGUCGGCUGAGUAAGAGGGCAACAACAAAAUUAUGGAUCGGCUUGUGGAUAGGUUGGUUUGCGCAUGACCGCGUGGUAGUUGUCCUACGUAAACCCUCCUGGGUGGCUGCUGCAAAUCUAAAGCCCAAGGUGGAGGUAUGGUGGUAGAUAUUAUGGAUGUGAAUGUGCUGGUUCUACCACGUAUAUAAUUCCCCUUACAACUUCUACCCGUACCUUCACCCGCAUCCCUGGGCCAUGUCCUCUACACCCGCCCGGUUGGCCACCUACGACCCCAUGAGUUUAGUUUACAAACAGAAACUCCGGCGUACAAUGUUCUUCUUUAUUAUUAAAUAUUUUCACACAUUGACAGAACUUUGUUAACAAUAAAAAGAAGAAGAAGACGAUAAAAGAAGAAAAAUGGCGGAAAAAACAUUUAAUUUGACUUGGAACAAUCAUUUAGCGAAUCUCUCGGGGCUCUUUGAAGGUCUCUACAAGAGUGGAUCCUUGACAGACACUACUCUAGCUUGUCAAGGUGGAAUGCUACGUGCCCAUAAGCUAGUUCUGGCAGCAUGCAGUCCUUACUUCGAGAGAGUAUUCAAGGAACACUACGGCGAACAGCCUAUCCUCAUACUCAAAGGUGUCCCCGUCGAAGAAAUGGAAUGUCUACUGGAUUUCAUGUACCGUGGCUCGAUAAAUGUCGCCGAAGAUCAUCUUCCCUCGCUCAUUAAAACCGCAACAGACUUGGAAAUUCGCGGACUCUCCGGUGACAGAGGUGAAAGUAAUAACAUGUUUUCACGCGUUGAAACCCGCUUGCAGUCUACUCAUGACACUCGACACCACUCGUCAAUGGACUAUAGAAAAUCACAAACCGGGUUCAUCACGGGACAGAAUUCCAAUGACGCAGUUGGGGAAAUUAAAACCGAAGAAUUUGAAGUCGAGGAUGAUCCAAUGGUAAUGGAAAAUUUGGAUGAUAGUUAUGAGUCGAUUCCAGUUUCUAAAGGACAAAUUAAACAUGUACCAGCGCCAAUGUACAAACGUCAUAAUACACGUUACGAUGGACAGAAACGCGUACCGGUUGGUCGAACAAUUAGAGACAAUGAAUUAUCGCGUCGUCAAGUAGAUGGUACGUCAUCAAGAAAUUCACCAAAUGAAGAAGCUUUUGACAAUGGAUCUGACAGUAAUAAAUUAGAUCAUAGUUUUAGCGGCAAUGGAGAUCCAACAGUACCGGCUAUUCAAAUGGAUGAUUCGAUUGAUCAAUCAAGAAACUCUAUGGGCAAUGAAACUGUAGAAGACUCCCAAAGUAACUUAAUUCAAGUAAAAACUAAUUUAGAGAGUAAUAAAAAGAUAACCGAAGCCUCUAAGACAGGUUUACAGCGUAAUAAAGCACAGUAUAAGCCGUUCCCAUGUGACCUCUGUACUCUGGCAUUUACACGAGCGUCUCACCUGGCAAGACAUCGACGAGUUCAUACCGGCGAGCGGCCGUUUGCGUGUAGUAUCUGUCCUCGUAUGUUUGCUCGUCAGGACAAACUGAAGCAGCAUCUUGACUCGCAUCUCCAGUGGCCGCGGCGGAAAGCUAUGUUGCCGGUACUGGGUGACGGACAGCACCAACAGCAGCAGGGUGUCAACACUCUAGCUGGAAGAGGAAAACGCGGACGACCAAGAAAGGUAUCUAUGGAGCAGUCUGCUAUGGAAGAAAUACUUAAAUUUGGCGAAUUCAGUUCUAUGCUCAACAAAACACAAUUAACGAGCACUACAGUCACCAAACCAGGCCAGCAGCAACGACAGGGAGACUUAAAGAUUGAUAAUGUUACGGUAGGUAUCAAUUCUACGGUUGCCAAAGCUGAUAGUCACGGAUCCCGGGCUGAUAAUAAUUAAUUAUCAGUUGGUUAUUUUAUUUAAUAAUUCCUUCCACUGUAAUGUAAUUAAUAAUUAUAAUUACGAUUAUUUAUACAUUACUUUAUUACGCUCGUGAGCAUUUGUUUUUCGUUGAUCAUUUAAAAAGUUAAAAUUUAAAAAAAGUAAUUAAGAUAAAUACUAAUAAUCAGUGAAUCAUCUGUUGAUGGUUUAUAUUUAUGUACCUGAGAAUAGUUACAGGAACCACCUAAAGAAAGGAUAAAUAAUCCAAAUUGAGAUAACAGACUUGACGGUGUAUUAAACAAUGA